This is a messenger RNA of Xyrichtys novacula (pearly razorfish), 3437 nucleotides long. NCBI's taxonomy places the organism in Eukaryota, Metazoa, Chordata, Actinopteri, Labriformes, Labridae. The record is from the annotation of a GenBank genome assembly.
UCACGACAUGAGCUCAUGAAGGUACGUCCCUGCAGCAACACAAAACAUAACUUUGGAUACUUCACUUUUUCAGAGGCACUUAUUGAACAGCGUUUGAUUUUCUUCUAUUCUACGGUAGGCUUUAACCAUGUAAGCAUUUUCGGUCAUAUAUUCAAACAUCUACCUUUAUCUUCAAUGUGUUAUUUUUGCAGCGUCUGUCUGACAGGAAGCCACUUGCAGAGACGGCAGAUGAGCAGUACUUUGCAUUGUCUUCAUUACUGCGUGAAGAGAUCGUCUGUGGUGAAGUGCUAAUGGUUGUCUUGGGUUGAAUUCUUCUAUUUGAUAUUGUUUUUGCUCUCUGCAAAGAUGGAACAAAGUUUUGCUGAUCUUCUGAGCGAUGCUUUCCCAGGUAAGCAGUUUGGCUCCGUUUUGUGGGUUUACUCCGUAUUUUUAAACCAUUUGCAGAGUUUUUCCAUUUAAAAAUGAUGAUGUUGUUACAGAAACAUCGAGUCCGUCAUUUAAUGAUGGAGAUUUGGAUUUUGAGAAUUUAAGUUUCAGUGAAGAGGAAAAAGCAGACGUCUCUGAUGACAGCCGACAGACAAAGGAAGAUAAUGUUCUGCAGCAGGAAACCACUUCUGCGCCUGAAAGUGCAGAUGUAGACAUGGCAGAAAGUUAUGAUAAAGACCAGUCUGAAGAGGAGGAUUUUCAAGAUGUAAAGGUGAUGAGCAGGGAUCAAACACUGGAGGAGGAUUACACAAGCUCAGAGGGAGAUUCUGAACAGGAAGGGUCUGCUGUCUCUGAGGAUGGUGAGGAUAAUGAGGAAGAGGAAGAAGAUGUCAGAGCAGGAGAGGAACCAGGAGAUUUGUUGAUGUCAGUGUGCUUCGGUGGUUAUAAAGAGGACAGGAUCUUUGCAGACGGACAACCUCUGGCCCCUCAGGGUGCUGAAAACGCUCUAGAUAGGAACAAAGAGCAAGGUGACGAGGAGGUGUCCUAUUUUGAGAGAGUCCCUGAAGAUGGUGGUGAGAUGGGGAUAAAAGGUGACAGGAAUGAUGAUGAAGAUGAUGAAGAAGAGGAGAAGGAGGAAGCACAGCAAGAGGACUCAUCUGAUUCUGAGAGUGAGGACAUGAAAAUCGAACAAGAGGAAGAAGAGGAUCGCUGCGAUGUGCAGGAGGUUGAAAAUCCUCACGAGAGGGAGAAACUGAGCUUGGAGUUUCCAGAACUAUCUGUGAAAAACCUGGAGGAUCUCCUGGCUGAGGUUGAGGGAGAGGAGUGCAUGGAGAAAGUGGAGGACUUCUCAGGGGAGGAGCAUCAAGAGGCAGGUGAGAGCUUUGCAGAGUAUCCUUCGGACUUUUCUUCUUGUGAAUAUGUGGAGGAAAAACACCAGCUGUAUGAAAGCAGUUCAGCUACAGAUCAAAACACCUUCCUGAAAAAAGAGAGAAUCGGCAUGGAACAAGGUGAGAACACAGAUGAGGACGGAGAUGAGUAUCUGUACAGCAGAAAUCUAGAGGACGAGGAUGAGUUAGGCCUGGAUGUCGAGAGUGAGGGGAAAGAAAGAGGAAAGUUGGAGCCCCUCAGGGUUGAUGCAGGGUAUGAUGAUGAAAGUGACACAGAUGAAAGUGGUUCCUGCAGCUCCAGCGAUGAUGAUGAUGAGGAUGAGGAAGAGGAGGAAGAGGAGGAAGAGGAGGAGGAGACAAAGAGGAGCAAUGAGGAGCUAAAUAUUUACACAGAAAAUUUGGGUCUACAAGAAAACAGGGAGCACAAAGAGUCUCCGCUUCACAGUGGAAGCAACACAGAGUUUUCCACCUGGAGCACAUCAGGUGGGCACCUCAGAGAGGACCCAGCAGAUCUCCACACAGACUGGAAUCCUGGCGUGUUGACAACUUCUGCACUUCAGAUUGAAGAGCUUUUAACCACAGAGAGCACAAACAGAGCGGAAACAUUACACUCAGACGUGACUCAUCCUGCAGAGGAUGUCUACUUAUACUCAGCUGUGCAGAGAGAAGACAAGAAAACCUCAAGCUCUUCAAGCCAGGGGUCUCUAGAUGAUAGUUUCUUCUUCAACACUGGCGUUGAGUCCUCCGGGAUUACGGAGCUCUCACAACAGGAGGAUGAUGAGUAUGAAGAGCAGAGAAACUGGGAUCAAGACCAGGAGAGAAUCAAGUCUUUCUAUAAGUUUUAUGACGACAGCGACAAAGACGAAGGAGGAGAAGGUAAGUGUUAGUGAAUCUUUGCUGAUUCAGUGUUAAGCAAAUUCUGAAUCUCACCUGUUUGCUGUUUUUUUUAUUAUUAUUAACAGAGAGGCAGAUUAAAGUUCAGUUUUGUGAAGAUCCUCUGUCUCGAGUCAUUCACUUUGAAUCUGACAGGUAAGCAUCUCAGACUUUAGAUGAUCUAUUUUUCUCAAACAAUGACUACAAUCUGAGCGUGACCAACCAUCUACUUUCUCCUUUCCUCAAAGUGACAGAGAUUCAAUGAGCAGCUCAACAGACGUGGAGGAGGACCUCAGCUCUGCAGAAACAUCUGAGGUGUGCAUGCAGAUUCAUACACGCACAAAUAGAAAAAACAAACACACAAACACAACACAAAGAUGUUUUAGUACCUGUCUGUCUUCUAGCAGGAUUUACAGGAGCCUGUGAACAACAACAUGGAAACAAAAUCUGCUCUGGAGCCCCCAAUCACAGAGGUACCAGAGGAUGUGCCAGAUCUUAGAACCAAACUGACAAGUACCACGAAACAUAGAGUAAGCAUCCACUUGUUUUUUAACCUAGCAUUCACUUUGAUUGUUUAUCUAUUUACCUGUGUCUUCCUGUCCUUUUCUUUGUUCUUGCAGGGUGUCCACAUACUGAAGCUGACUCUGAAGAUGGCUGUGGUGAUACUGAUGGGACUCGUAAUGUUCUGGUUGGUCACAGAGCAUGACGAAAUGCCAAGUCCUGCAUCUCUUCUGAAGGGCAAAGCCUAAUUGUGUGAUACAACAAAAAAAAAAAAAUUAAAUCCAGACUGACUAUAAAAUAUUGUUGAAAAAAAAGUUUAACAUUUAAUCAUGAAUUGCUUUUAUCUGUAAUUUGCAGAAUUAUGCUAAAUAAAGAUUUAACUUUUAUUUCAUUGAUGCAGACCUAUUUGUUUAAACUGUAGAUGAGCAUAGCCCUGAAUAGUUACUAUAAUGUAACAGAGAUUCAAAAUAACCUAAGAAUUUAAACUUAAUGUAAUAGAAAAGUCAAAGUAAAUACCGUAUGUGUGCUUCAUUUGAGUAUUUCUACAACUCCUUACACAUAGGGAUUAGUACUUUUAGGAUUUACAUAGAAGAUUGAAUUAAAAAAAAUGACACUUAUUGUACCUGCAUAUCCAUAUUUUUUUUUUUACAUUUUAAAACUACAUUAUGUAUAAAAUAUAACCAUUUGUACUGUAUAUGCUAAUGCACUCUUAAAAAAUAAACAAAAAUGAAUAAUGUGUUGCAUUAUGAA